This is a messenger RNA of Sapajus apella (tufted capuchin), 1387 nucleotides long. Its product is annotated as olfactory receptor 9I1. Gene Ontology annotation, biological process: G protein-coupled receptor signaling pathway; sensory perception of smell. The transcript has a single exon. Gene Ontology annotation, molecular function: G protein-coupled receptor activity; odorant binding; olfactory receptor activity. The record is from RefSeq and is a predicted model, not a curated record. The coding region runs from base 15 to 959 and encodes 314 amino acids. Gene Ontology annotation, cellular component: membrane. NCBI's taxonomy places the organism in Eukaryota, Metazoa, Chordata, Mammalia, Primates, Cebidae.
UCCACAUUGUCUCCAUGGCCAAGAAUAAUCUCACCACAGUAACUGAAUUCAUUCUCGUGGGCUUUACAGACCACCCCAAAUUGGAGAUUCCCCUCUUCCUGGUGUUCAUGAGUUUCUACCUAGUCACCCUUCUUGGGAAUGUGGGGAUGAUUAUUUUAAUCCAAGUAGAUGUCAAACUCCACACCCCAAUGUACUUCUUCCUGAGCCACCUCUCCCUGCUGGAUGCCUGUUACACCUCAGUCAUCACCCCUCAGGUCCUAGCCACAUUGGCCACAGGCAAAAUGGCCAUCUCCUAUGGCCGCUGUGCUGCCCAGUUCUUUUUGUUCACCAUCUGUGCAGGUACAGAGUGCUUCCUGCUGGCAGUGAUGGCCUAUGACCGUUGUGUUGCCAUUCGCAACCCACUGCUCUAUACCGUGGCCAUGAGUCCCAGACUCUGCUGGAGCCUGGUGGUAGGAGCUUAUGUCUGUGGGGUGUCAGGGGCCAUCCUGCGUACCACGUGCACCUUCACCCUCUCCUUCUGUGAUGACAAUAAAAUCAACUUCUUCUUCUGUGACCUACCACCCCUGCUGAAGCUUGCCUGCAGUGACACAGCAAACAUAGAGAUUGUCAUCAUCUUCUUUGGCAAUUUUGUGAUUUUGGCCAAUGCCUCGAUCAUCCUGAUUUCCUAUCUGCUCAUCCUCAAGACCAUUUUGAAAGUGAAGUCUUCAGGUGGCGGAGUCAAGAGUUUCUCCACGUGUGCCUCCCACAUCACUGCUGUGGCCCUUUUCUUUGGGACCCUUAUCUUCAUGUAUCUGCGAAGUGGCUCGGGCAAAUCCCUGGAGGAAGACAAGGUCGUGUCUGUCUUUUACACAGUGAUCAUCCCCAUGCUGAACCCUCUGAUCUACAGCUUAAGAAACAAGGAUGUAAAAGACACCUUCAGAAAGGUCACUAGGAGACUCCAGGUGUCCCUGAGUAUGUAGAUCUGAGUGAGAGGAGUUCUUGUUUUAGUCCACUUUCUUCCCAUAUCAACAUAUCCUAAUAGGCACCAUUAUUAAAUGCAACUUAUACCCACAAAUAGAGGGCAGAUAGAAGGUAGGUACCACCAGACACACAGGAAAAACUACAAUUGUGGUGAAAUUAGUUUCCAGCAAUUCCAUGUUCUUUCUUCCUAUCCCCUUCUUCCACUUUCAAUCCAUUCCUUAGCACUCAGCAGUCUCUUGCUAUUCUCUAAUGUCACAACUUAUAGAAUCUCAGGUCCCAGGAGUCUUGAGUUUAUUUCAUUCCACCCCAAUACUCUCUGCAUUCAGGCCUUGGCUUGCCAUCAUUUCCCUCUUGUUUUUGCUCCCAUCAAUCCCACCUUUUCCUCUGUGUCAAAGACUGUAUCUGGGGAGCUCUGUGAAUUGUACAA